AUGACGGACAAGCUCACGAGAAUCGCUAUUAUCAACAGCGACAAGUGCAAACCCAAGAAAUGCAGGCAGGAAUGCAAGAAAGCUUGCCCCGUCGUGCGCACUGGCAAGCUGUGCAUCGAGGUCGACCCAACGUCUAAAAUCGCCUUCAUCUCCGAGCGCCUGUGUAUAGGAUGCGGUAUCUGCCCGAAGAAAUGCCCGUUCGACGCGAUCAACAUCAUCAACUUGCCCACGAAUCUGAACACCCAAGUCACGCACAGAUACUCGGCGAACAGCUUCAAGCUGCACAGGCUGCCUAUGCCCCGUCCCGGCCAGGUUCUUGGUCUUGUCGGAACAAACGGUAUCGGCAAGAGUACUGCGCUGAAGAUUCUCAGUGGCAAGUUGAAGCCGAACUUGGGCAGAUAUGACAACCCGCCUGACUGGGAGGAGAUCCUGAAGUAUUUCCGUGGCUCAGAGCUGCAGAACUACUUCACGAAGGUUCUCGAAGACAACCUGAAGGCCAUCAUUAAGCCCCAGUAUGUCGAUCAGAUUCCCAAGGCUAUCAAGGCCGCCGACAAGCGCGUGGGAACGCUCAUCUCCGGCCGUGCGGCGAACAACAACCUUGACGAGGUCCUCGACGAGCUGGAACUGAGGCACAUUUUCGACCGCGAGGUAACUCAAUUGUCCGGUGGAGAGAUGCAGCGUUUCGCCAUCGGCUCUGUGUGCAUCCAGAAGGCGGAUGUGUACAUGUUUGACGAGCCUUCCUCUUUCCUCGACGUCAAGCAGCGUCUUAACGCUGGUAAGAUGAUCCGCAGCUUGCUCCGUCCCGAUGACUAUGUCAUUGUUGUCGAGCACGAUUUGUCUGUCCUUGAUUAUCUUUCGGAUUUCGUUUGCGUCCUCUACGGCAAGCCCGCCGUCUAUGGUGUCGUUACCAUGCCUUACUCCGUUAGAGAAGGUAUCAACAUUUUCCUCGACGGCAACAUCCCCACGGAAAACCUCCGCUUCCGUGAAGAGUCCCUGCAUUUCCACAUUGGUGACGCGACCGAGGACUACUCGACGGACAAGUCGCGUGGAUUCAAUUACCCGGCCAUGGAGAAGACGAUGGGCAACUUCCACCUUGCGAUCGAGCCUGGCAGUUUCACCGAUUCGGAAAUCAUUGUCAUGAUGGGAGAGAACGGAACUGGCAAGACGACCUUCUGUAAGAUGCUUGCCGGUGCUCUCAAGCCCGACAGCGGCAAGACCGUUCCCCCAAUGAACAUCUCCAUGAAACCCCAGACCAUCACUCCCAAGUUCCAGGGCACCGUCCGCCAACUGUUCUUCAAGAAGAUCAAGGCUGCUUUCCUCAACCCACAGUUCCAGACCGACGUGUACAAGCCCCUCAAGAUGGACGACUUCAUCGACCAGGAGGUUCAGAACCUGUCUGGUGGUGAAUUGCAGCGUGUCGCAAUUGUCUUGGCCCUUGGUAUCCCCGCCGACAUUUACCUCAUUGACGAGCCCUCGGCGUAUCUCGACUCUGAGCAGCGUAUCGUCGCCUCCCGCGUCAUUAAGCGUUUCAUCAUGCAUUCGAAGAAGACUGCCUUCAUCGUCGAGCACGAUUUCAUCAUGGCCACCUAUCUUGCCGAUCGCGUCAUCGUCUUCGACGGCAAGCCUUCGAUCGACGCUCGUGCGAACACUCCCGAAAGCUUGUUGACUGGCUGCAACAAAUUCUUGAAGAGUUUGGAUGUCACCUUCCGCCGUGACCCCAACUCGUACCGUCCCCGUAUCAACAAGUACAACUCCCAGAUGGACCAGGACCAGAAGUCGGCCGGCAACUACUUCUUCCUGGAAGAAGAGAGUUGA
This is a messenger RNA of Diplodia corticola, 1815 nucleotides long. Its product is annotated as translation initiation factor rli1. The transcript has 6 exons. The coding region runs from base 1 to 1815 and encodes 604 amino acids. Lineage: Eukaryota; Fungi; Ascomycota; Dothideomycetes; Botryosphaeriales; Botryosphaeriaceae. Gene Ontology annotation, biological process: translational termination; translational initiation; ribosomal subunit export from nucleus. Gene Ontology annotation, molecular function: ATP binding; ribosomal small subunit binding; iron ion binding. The record is from RefSeq and is a predicted model, not a curated record.